CUCGCUCCCGGAUGGGAUUCCGCCGCGCGCCGUCCCGAGCCUGCAGCGCCCAGCUCCCCGGCCCUCGCCCAGGGUCGCCGCAGCCCUGCAGAGGUCCCGUGGAAGUGCCGCCGGCGAGCCCGCUCCAGCAGGGACCGAUGGAGCCAUUCCGCGGUGCCCUCCCGAGCCACGCACGGCCGCAGCUCCUCUGAGCCUUCCCCCGCAAGACUGUUCCAGAUUGGCUGUUCGAGAAUCAUGGACUGUUAUUAUAUGCCUUGUUUUCUAGACACCAUGAUUCCUGGUAACCGAAUGCUGAUGGUCGUUUUAUUAUGCCAAGUCCUGCUAGGAGGCGCGAGCCAUGCUAGUUUGAUACCUGAGACGGGGAAGAAAAAAGUCGCCGAGAUUCAGGGCCACGCGGGAGGACGCCGCUCAGGGCAGAGCCAUGAGCUCCUGCGGGACUUCGAGGCGACGCUGCUACAGAUGUUCGGGCUGCGCCGCCGCCCGCAGCCGAGUAAGAGCGCCGUCAUCCCGGAUUACAUGCGGGAUCUGUACCGGCUCCAGUCUGGAGAGGAGGAGGAGGAGGAGCAGAUCCGCAGCAUCGAUCUGGAGUACCCUGAGCGCCCCACCAGUCGGGCCAACACCGUGAGGAGCUUCCACCACGAAGAACAUCUGGAAGACAUCCCAGGGACCAGUGAAAACUCCGCUUUUCGCUUCUUCUUUAACCUCAGCAGCAUCCCAGAGAAUGAGGUGAUCUCUUCAGCGGAGCUCAGGCUCUUCAGGGAGCAGGUGGACCAGGGCCCUGACUGGGAGCAGGGCUUCCACCGGAUAAACAUUUAUGAGGUUAUGAAGCCCCCCGCAGAAGUGGUUCCUGGGCACCUCAUCACACGACUACUGGACACCAGACUGGUCCACCACAAUGUGACUCGGUGGGAAACUUUUGAUGUGAGUCCUGCAGUCCUUCGCUGGACCCGGGAGAAGCAACCCAACUAUGGGUUGGCCAUUGAGGUGACUCACCUCCACCAGACACGGACCCACCAGGGCCAGCAUGUCAGGAUUAGCCGAUCGUUACCUCAAGGGAAUGGGGAUUGGUCCCAGCUCCGGCCCCUCCUGGUCACCUUUGGCCAUGAUGGCCGGGGACAUGCCUUGACUCGUCGUAGGAGGGCCAAGCGUAGCCCCAAGCAUCACCCACAGCGAGCCCGGAAGAAGAAUAAGAACUGCAGGCGCCACUCACUCUAUGUGGACUUUAGUGAUGUGGGCUGGAAUGACUGGAUUGUGGCCCCACCAGGCUAUCAGGCCUUCUACUGCCAUGGGGACUGUCCUUUUCCAUUGGCCGACCACCUCAACUCAACCAACCAUGCCAUUGUGCAGACCCUGGUCAACUCUGUCAAUUCCAGUAUUCCCAAAGCAUGUUGUGUUCCCACUGAACUGAGCGCCAUCUCCAUGCUAUACUUGGAUGAGUAUGACAAGGUGGUACUGAAAAAUUAUCAGGAGAUGGUAGUAGAGGGAUGUGGGUGCCGCUGAGACCAAGCAGUCCUCGAGGCUGUACCUUGUUUGGGCGUGUACCACACGGAUACAUAAACACACAUUCUCAUCCACUCACCCACAUACUACACAGACUGACUGCAUCCUUAUAGCUGGACUUUUAUCUUUAAAAAAAAAAAGAAAAAAAACCUAAACAUUCACCUUGACCUUAUUUAUGACUUUACGUGCAAAUGUUUUGACCAUAUUGAUCAUAUAUUUUGACAAAAUAUAUUUAUAACUACGUAUUAAAAGAAAAAUAAAAAGGAGUCAUUAUUUUAAAGGUAAA
This is a messenger RNA of Suncus etruscus (white-toothed pygmy shrew), 1786 nucleotides long. RefSeq names its product bone morphogenetic protein 4 (gene BMP4). Gene Ontology annotation, biological process: BMP signaling pathway; SMAD protein signal transduction; negative regulation of apoptotic process. The record is from RefSeq and is a predicted model, not a curated record. The transcript has 4 exons. NCBI's taxonomy places the organism in Eukaryota, Metazoa, Chordata, Mammalia, Eulipotyphla, Soricidae. Gene Ontology annotation, cellular component: extracellular region. Gene Ontology annotation, molecular function: BMP receptor binding; growth factor activity; cytokine activity. The coding region runs from base 235 to 1500 and encodes 421 amino acids.